Molecule: messenger RNA, 3778 nt
Organism: Gekko japonicus
Lineage: Eukaryota; Metazoa; Chordata; Lepidosauria; Squamata; Gekkonidae
Gene: PCDH20
Product: protocadherin 20
Exons: 1
Biological process (GO): homophilic cell-cell adhesion
Cellular component (GO): plasma membrane
Molecular function (GO): calcium ion binding
Source: RefSeq, a predicted model, not a curated record
AAUUUAUUCCUUUUCCUGCUUUUCCUGGGACCUUUCAACUGCUUCGCGAGCUACAGCCGUGCCACUGAACUCUUCUACAGCAUCAAUGAAGGGCUACCUGCCGGAGUCCUCAUUGGGAAUGUGGCCCGGGAUUUACAGAUUCAGGGGGCAGUAGAGGAAGAGGUGGGGUCGGAAGGGAAGCAGCAGCUCCCCCAGCAGUGGGGGGAAACCCCUCUCUCCUUCUGCCUGGCCUCCCAGGGGUUGGGCAGUUCGUAUGUCAACCUGGACAAUCGGACGGGUGAGCUGCACACCUCUGCGCGGGAGAUUGACCGGGAAGCGCUUUGUACGGAGGAUAACAUUGGGUCUUCUGUGGUUGCCUCUUCCUCCUCUUCCCCGCUACUGUCUUCUGAGUCAUGCUUGCUGCUGCUAGAUGUGUUGGUGUUGCCGCAGGAGUACUUCCGCCUCAUCAAGGUGAAGGUCGCUAUCCAUGAUGUCAACGACAACGCGCCGUGCUUCCCCACCCCGCAGAUACACCUCUUUGUGCCUGAGAAUUCACCCAUCAACACCCGCUUAGCCAUAGAGCAUCCGGCUGUGGACCCGGACAUGGGGACUAAUGGGGUCCAGACCUACCACCUGCAAGAUGACUAUGGCGUUUUUACGUUGGACGUAGAGGAGAAUGAAAAUGGGGAAAGGACACCAUACCUGAUUGUCAUGGGCACUUUGGACAGAGAGGCCAGGGAUGAGUAUGUUACCCUCAUAAGUGCAGAGGAUGGAGGAGUCCCGCCACUGGUGGGCAGUGCCACCCUCACUAUUGGUAUCAGCGACAUCAACGACAAUUGUCCCCAGUUCAACGAGACGCAGCUGAACGUCACUGUGUUUGGGAACUCUAGCCUUGGUUUGCGCAUCGCCUCUGUCCAUGCUACAGAUGUGGAUCAGGGAAUCAAUGCAGAGAUUACCUAUUCCUACAGCCAAAAGGUACCACCAUCGUCCCGCAGUUUGUUUCACCUUGAUGAAAGCACGGGCACCGUCAAGCUCGCCAAGAGGAUCAGUGGGGACACGCCUCGUCUUCACAGGUUGAGCAUACUGGCCAACGGUCCCGGAUGUAUCCCAGCUGUGAUCACUGUGGUCGUAUCCAUAGUAAAAGUUAUGCUGAGACCACCAGAAAUAAUCCCUCGUUUCAUAGCGAAUGAAGCCGAGGGGGUGGUUUACCUGAGGGAGCUGGAACCUGUCAACACACCGAUAGCGUUUUUUACCAUAAAGGACCCAGAUGAGAAAUACAAAGUGGAUUGCUACUUGGAAGGGGACGGCCCGUUCAGAUUGUCACCAUACAAACCGUACCACAAUGAGUAUUUACUGGAAACUACGAAGCCUUUGGAUUUUGAAACUCAGAGGGACUAUGAAAUAUCAGUGGUUGCGUGGAAUUCGGAUGGAUUCCACGUCAAUAAAAUAAUUAAAGUGAACAUUCUGGAUGAUAAUGACAACUCACCUGUGUUCUCCCAGCUCCUUAUAGAACUAUCUAUUGAGGAAAAUAAUUCCCCCAAUGCUUUUUUGACCAAGCUGCACGCAACAGAUGCUGACAGUGGAGAAAGAGGACAAGUAUCUUAUUUCCUAGGGCCUGAAGCCCCAUCGUAUUUCUCUUUAGAUAAAGUCACAGGAGUCCUUACAGUUUCCACCCAACUGGAUAGAGAAGAAAGAGAAAAAUACCGCUAUACUGUCAAAGCAGUAGAUUGUGGAAUGCCUCCCCGAGAAUCAAUAGCCACUGUGACCAUCUCAGUAUUGGAUAAAAAUGAUAACAGUCCGAGAUUUAUUAACAAGGAUUUCAGUUUUUUUGUACCAGAGAACUUCCCGGGCUUUGGCGAAAUUGGAGUUAUAAGUGUCACGGAUGCAGAUAUCGGUCAAAAUGGAUGGGUUGCACUUUCCGUUGUAAAUAGCAGUGACAUCUUUGUUAUUGACACGGGCAAAGGGGUGUUGAGGGCAAAGGUCUCCUUGGACAGGGAACAGCAGAGUUCCUAUACCUUGUGGGUUGAAGCAGUUGACGGAGGUGACCCUCCUUUGUCCUCUACCGCAAAAAUAACCGUCCUUUUGCUCGAUAUAAAUGACAACCCACCAAUGGUCUUGUUCCCUCAGUCAAAUAUGUCUUACCUCCUAGUGCUCCCCUCGACGCUGCCCGGAUCUCCAAUCACAGAAGUCUAUGCCAUAGAUAACGACACCGGUAUGAAUGCAGUUAUAGCAUACAGCAUCAUUGGGAGAAGAGGUCCCCGUCCAGACUCCUUUAAAAUUGAUGCCAAGACAGGCAAUAUCACUCUGGAAGAGUCACUCAUGCGAAAUGAUUAUGGCCUCUACCGGCUUCUCGUUAAAGUUAGCGAUCACGGCUAUCCAGAACCGCUCCAUUCUACAGUCAUGGUGAACCUCUUUGUCAACGACACUGUGAGCAACGAGAGCUACAUUGAAAGUCUGUUAAGAAAGGAACCGGACAUAAAUAUCGAGGAAAAGGAGCCACAGAUUUCAAUAGAACCCACACACACAAAAGUAGAGUUGGCAUCCUGCAUGCCAACCUUAGUGGCCCUAUCAAUAAUAAGCUUGGGUUCAAUAACUCUGGUGACUGGGAUGGGCAUCUACAUCUGCCUAAGGAAAGGAAGGAAGUAUCACCACGGAGAUGAAAACUUGGAAGUACAAAUCCCAUUAAAUGGAGGACUCAGUCUGCAUAUGCUUGAGAAGAAACCAGUGGAGAUUUCUAACAUCUGAUGGUUUCACACAAGACAAUCACAACCAAAACUUAGAGAAAUUUUGAACAAUGAUGAACUUCCCGAAUGGGGAGAGUUGUUGGCAGCAGCUACAAUGAAGGACCAAUAAUUUAUUACGUAUUAUACAUUGUACAUAGCUGUUUACAGAUUUUUUUAAGGGGAAAAAAAAGAAAAUCAAAUUCAGUGUACAGCUUUUUUUAAAAAAUGAAAUCUUAGUGCUAACAGCUAUUAACCUUGUCUGAGAAGACAUGGUCAUCCCAAGAGCCGUCCAUAAACCAAGUCAGGUUGCGUGAAGUGGCAGGUAAGAUGGAUGACACAUUCUUUCUGUUCCUCAUUCCUAUAAGUCAUUUUUGACCACAAGAGGGCAUCAGCCAUUCCUGUAAAUAAGACCGUUUAAGAGAAAAUGAAAAGUCUAUUUUAAAAUGUAUUGUUUCUUUUUCUAAGGAAUAAAAGAUAAUAAAGUAUGUGCUCGAGGUAUAAUGAAAGUAUGUUCUACUGUAUGCGAGAAGAUGACGAUGAGAAAAUAUGCACUGGUAAAUCGAAACAGAAUGUUUUAUUACCUCAGAUAUUUUUUUUUUUUAAAAAAGGAAAGGCAUUAAGAAGUGCAAUUUCUUGAGGGUGCGCACUAUCCCCUUCUGAGAUUAUGAAGGGAACCAAGAUGCUUACUGUCUAUUGGAUAUGGACAGUUGAACACACUUCAACGGCUGUUAACAAAUACUGUGGCAUUUCUUUCAGAAAACAAAACAAAUAACUCAAUGGGGUCCGAAGAGGGAUAGAGGGAGGGUGAUAUGACCAAUUUCCUUAAGAAAAGAAAGAAAGUGCAGUGGUUUGUGCUUCAUCCAAUGCCUCUCUGGAAGGUCUCAUCAAACUUUCUGGGCAGCUCUGACCAAGGGGAGAGAACUGGCAUGCUGCCAGUGAUCCUCUGUUCCAAGAGCCCGAUCCUUCAAAAUACAACAUCCAGUGAAGUUCCAUUGAGCCCAGGGGGAUUCCCCCCAGGCCCGUAGCUAAUGUGGGGCCCAUGGGGCCUGGCCCCCUAGCUUUUCUUCCAGGCCCCC